Molecule: messenger RNA, 1438 nt
Organism: Oryzias melastigma (Indian medaka)
Lineage: Eukaryota; Metazoa; Chordata; Actinopteri; Beloniformes; Adrianichthyidae
Product: cholecystokinin
Exons: 4
Coding region: 396-1001 (201 amino acids)
Biological process (GO): digestion
Cellular component (GO): extracellular region; axon
Molecular function (GO): neuropeptide hormone activity
Source: RefSeq, a predicted model, not a curated record
UUGGUCUCCUGAGGUUUUUAAGGGGAAGAAGGCAGAACCUUUUGGAUGUGCUUGCGUCUGAAAUCUUAUUACACACAAUUUAUUAAAAAUUCUUUAAUUGCAUUCUGACGUAGUUCACAGUCAGUGUGUCACAACUUCAUGCAAAGUUAAUGGUCCUGAGAUGAAAGCAACUCCCAGAAUGAAAGCCGGCUGCCUGCUGAAAUGGCUGGACUUGUCAGACCCAAAACACUGUUCUAGGUUUUAUUAGCAACAAAUGUAUUCACUCUGACCAGCAAAGAGCUUUUCAAGAUGUCACUCUCAGGACCCCGCAAAUCUCUGUGUGUGCGGGAGCCUCUUUUCUUUCUCCGUCCUGAGUGGGAGCUGGAGGCCUCACACUCCAGCGUCCCUCCUUCUGCAUGCUGAGGCGCACUUGUGUGCACCGUUUGCGUCUCCAUUGGCGUCAAUGCUGGGACUUUCUGCGGCAACACCAAGCUCCUCCCACCACUCCACGCCCCGCCCCGUUUCCUCUCUGUAGUUAUAAAGCGUGGCUCACCCUCGUUCUGCCACUAUUUACAGCCUCAGCACCAGAGCAAAGAUCAGCAUCUUCACAUCAGUGUGUCCAUGCCAGACACGCAGUCAUGAAUGUAGGAAUCUACGUGUGUGUUAUCCUGGCGGCUCUUUUCACUGGCUCCCUAACUCUGCCUUCAAAGUCAAUGAGAACUGAAAGAAAAGCCCUUGUGACAGAAAGCCUACCUGUCCCAUUAACCAAUCACACACGCCAGGCCCGCUCCGCUCCUGCGCCCCCUUCAGGACAGUACAACCAGCUGCAAGGUGAACCAGCCCAGAACAGCCUGAGCCAGCUGCUGGCCAGACUCCUCUCCAGAAAAAGCUCUUCCCUCCAGACCAGAUCCUCCCUCACCAGCAGAGCUGCAGCCCCCAGUCACAGGAUAAAGGACAGAGAUUACCUGGGAUGGAUGGACUUUGGGCGCCGUAGUGUGGAGGAGUACGAAUACUCCCCAUAAAGCUGCAGGUUUCAUCUCCCCAACAUCUAAAUCAAAAAGCCCUAAAACACGGUUCACCCUUUUCACUCCACAAAUGUGACUUUUCAAUCAAAAUCUUCACCUUUUGUUUCUGAUUUUGUUCUGACAAAUAAAAUGCUUUCACUAAAACAUCAAAUGUAAGUAAAUUUACCAAAAAAUUCCGCAGGAGAAAGAAGAGGCACAGCUAAUCAGCUUCAAUCUGUUAAUGAUAUUUAGGAACUGUAGACAUGAGUGACACACAAAAGUCAGGAUUACACGCUCUGCAUGCUCUAGAUCUACAUCUGAAAUGGUUUCAUCUGGAAGGAUGUUUGCUCCCUGUAAUAAAAGAAAUCCAAAAGUUGAUUUUAUCAGCUUUCACAAUCACUUUCUGUCAAAUAAAUGUUGAUUGUUCUCUGGGAAGACAUUAAUAAAAUAACAUU